This is a messenger RNA of Arachis duranensis, 470 nucleotides long. RefSeq names its product H/ACA ribonucleoprotein complex subunit 3-like protein. The record is from RefSeq and is a predicted model, not a curated record. Gene Ontology annotation, cellular component: box H/ACA telomerase RNP complex; box H/ACA snoRNP complex. Gene Ontology annotation, biological process: ribosome biogenesis; rRNA pseudouridine synthesis; positive regulation of telomerase RNA localization to Cajal body. The transcript has 4 exons. Bases 135 to 329 code for a protein of 64 amino acids. Gene Ontology annotation, molecular function: box H/ACA snoRNA binding; telomerase RNA binding. Lineage: Eukaryota; Viridiplantae; Streptophyta; Magnoliopsida; Fabales; Fabaceae.
UAAAUAAUUUGUUUAGGGUUUAGGGUUCUAGUCUUCAAAGUUAAAUCACACACAGAAGGUGAAAAGGAAGUGGCGCAGGAUCGAUUUGAAGGUUAGGAGCUAGCUAAUUGUAAUUUACUGAGAUAUUAUCCACAAUGUAUCUUCAGUUUUACAUAAAUGACAAUGGUGAUAAAGUUUACACUACCAAGAAGGAAACACCACUAGGUUUGGCCACACAAUCUGCUCACCCAGCACGCUUUUCACCGGAUGACAAAUACUCCCGGCAAAGAGUUCUUCUGAAGAAGCGUUUUGGUCUGUUGCCAACACAGCAGCCACCUCCCAAGUACUAAGAUAUAUGCAUAGCUAUUAUUUGUGCCAUCGCCUUUCACUCCCUGUUUGUUUUGCUCCUUGUUGACUUGGCGUGAAAGUUAUGUAUCUCAGAUAUUAUUUGCCACAUUUAAUGUUAAAUGAAUUAAGCUGUUGAACAUUUA